AAUUCCAACCAAACCAAUCGUCUUCUUCCUCUUACAGUCAAUUAUUCUUCUUAUUUAGAGUUGGAAGAAUGAUGAAGAACUCAAGAAUAGCACUGUUGCUGGUGCUACUGUGUGCCAUUUCCAACAUUUCCUCAGCCUUAAUUGAUGGAUUGUUAAAGAAUGGAAACUUCGAAAUGCCCCCGUCGAAAGCGGAUCUAAACGGCACGGUGGUUCUAAAGCACAACGCCAUACCAGAAUGGUCAAUCUCCGGGUUCGUAGAGUACAUAAAAGCGGGCCAAAAACAAGGUGACAUGCUACUAGUCGUGCCCGAGGGCUAUGCUGCGGUUCGUUUAGGAAACGAAGCGUCCAUCAAGCAAGUACUGAACGUUACAAAGGGAAUGUACUAUUCCUUAACGUUCAGUGCUGCUAGAACUUGUGCUCAAGAGGAACGGAUUAAUGUAUCCGUUACGCCUGAUUUUGGAGUGCUGCCAAUCCAGACAUUGUAUAGUAGCAGUGGUUGGGACUCAUAUGCUUGGGCAUUUCAAGCUGAACUUAGCAAAGUUGAGAUCUUGCUUCAUAAUCCCGGUGUUGAGGAAGAUCCUGCUUGUGGUCCUCUCAUCGAUUCUAUCGCCAUUCGCAGUUUAUAUCCUCCCCGGGCCACUAAUCAGAAUUUAUUGAAAAAUGGAGACUUUGAAGAGGGUCCGUACAUAUUCCCAAACACAAGCUGGGGAGUGCUCAUACCACCAAACAUUGAAGAUGACCAUUCCCCUUUGCCAGCAUGGAUGGUUGAGUCCCUAAAGGCAGUGAAAUACUUAGAUUCUGACCAUUUCUCAGUGCCACAGGGCAAGAGAGCCGUAGAGCUUGUUGCUGGUAAAGAAAGUGCCAUUGCCCAAGUUGCAAGAACCACAAUUGGCAAGAUGUAUCAACUUACUUUCAAAGUUGGAGAUGCUAGCAACUCUUGUGAAGGCUCCAUGAUUGUUGAGGCCUUUGCUGGAAGGGACACACUUAAAGUACCUUAUGAGUCUAAGGGGAAAGGCGGAUAUAAACGUGCUGUUCUUCAUUUCAAGGCCACUGCUAGCCGGACUCGGAUCAUGUUCCUUAGCACGUACUACCACACCAGGAGCGAUGAUUUCGUUUCCCUCUGUGGCCCUGUCGUCGAUGAUGUGAAGCUCUUGAGUGUCAGGAACCAUCGUCGAUUCCUCUGAGGCGUGUGUUUUGAUGAAAUACGGAGAGUUAUGGUAUGAGUAAUUUUGGUUGUAAUGAAGCAAAGAAGAAUGUGGGAGUUCUAUUUUAUCUUUACUUUGGCUUGUUUACUACUACUCGUAUUUAUUAUCAUAUGUGUACUAUACUAAUGUCUAAUGAAAGGCAAAGAAGUAUAUAUAUAUUCUGAUUGGUGUUGAGUGGUUUAUGUAUCACAUCUUGUGUUGGA
Messenger RNA from Lycium ferocissimum, 1408 nucleotides. RefSeq names its product protein DUF642 L-GALACTONO-1,4-LACTONE-RESPONSIVE GENE 2-like. The coding region runs from base 69 to 1184 and encodes 371 amino acids. The record is from RefSeq and is a predicted model, not a curated record. The transcript is spliced from 3 exons. Lineage: Eukaryota; Viridiplantae; Streptophyta; Magnoliopsida; Solanales; Solanaceae.